Messenger RNA from Nezara viridula (southern green stink bug), 495 nucleotides. NCBI's taxonomy places the organism in Eukaryota, Metazoa, Arthropoda, Insecta, Hemiptera, Pentatomidae. The record is from the annotation of a GenBank genome assembly.
AUGUCGCUACUAAGCAGUUUUCGUGUCACGGUUGUAAACGAAGAAGAACAACACUUCGAUCUCUUCUUCCUUCGACCCUCCCGCCAGAGCGCGACACCCGAUCGAGUAAAAGUAACCUCGAGAGAUAAGUUCGGCAAGGAGAAGAGAAGGUCCGGGGGAAGGAGAGGAGUGUCGGAGUGGAGAGCCCGGAGGAGGUCGAGGACCCGAAGAACGCCGAGGACCGUGGACUCUGCCCGAGAUGAGCCGAACACAGAAGAGCCGGAUUCGAACCUCCUCGACCGCCCUGCAAGAGCGAGGAUGACUCACCCCUCAGGAGGGAACGAGUUGAACUACAGAAGGUGGCCUGCCAGGUCCUCCGGAGAGCGGAUCGUCCCAUCUGCUGAGAGCAAUCUUCCGCCGUCGAGUGGGUCCCAGGAUCUCCUCGCAGGUACUCUACAGAACAUUACAUCCUCUGUGGUACAAGUUGCUUCCAGACUUCUACCUUCGGAGGGUUAG